Botrytis sinoallii is the source of this 1935-nucleotide messenger RNA. RefSeq lists its product as uncharacterized. Lineage: Eukaryota; Fungi; Ascomycota; Leotiomycetes; Helotiales; Sclerotiniaceae. The transcript is spliced from 9 exons. The record is from RefSeq and is a predicted model, not a curated record. Gene Ontology annotation, cellular component: mitochondrial matrix; ribosome; mitochondrion. Gene Ontology annotation, molecular function: tryptophan-tRNA ligase activity; structural constituent of ribosome; ATP binding. Gene Ontology annotation, biological process: mitochondrial tryptophanyl-tRNA aminoacylation; translation. Bases 1 to 1935 code for a protein of 644 amino acids.
AUGGCUACUCCAAUUUUCACGCGCAUACCAUGGCGCACAGUCAGUAGGCUGGGAGUAUCGAUAUGCAUCGAAUCACCUGAUGCACCAGAACCUGCCGCUGCAGGAACAGCCUCGAUAACUCCACCCACAGCAGAACCUGCCGCCGAGGAACCAUCCGACGAAGAUGUCUUCAAUGUCCGUUACCCCCGUAACGUUCAAGCAAUCUACCUCAAGCCCCUCCGCCGCGAAGCAAAAUACGGAGUCCCCUCAUGCGAUCUCCAACUCCGAUCUUACAGUAUUCGUAACCUAGAGUUCUUUUCCGAUUUCGCUCUCCGCGCUGCAUAUUAUCUCAAAUUACCUGCAUACGGACCUGUACCACUGCCUAGAAUGAUAGAGAGAUGGACUGUUCCGAGAUCGCAUUUCGUCAUAAGAAAGAGUCAAGAGAAUUUUGAGAGAAAAACAUUGAGGAGGUUGAUUCAGAUCAAGGAUGGACACCCAGAGACCGUGAGCUUAUGGUUGGCCUUUCUGAGGAAACACGCGUACUAUGGGAUAGGAAUGAAGGCGAAUGUUUGGGAGUAUAAUAAGAUUGGCGUGGGUAAAGCUAUGGAUGCUAGUAUGGAGGAGAUGAAGGAAGUUAUGGAGCCACAAUGGGAGUUGUUUGGUAGGGGGCAGAGUACUAAGACUGCAGAUAAGCUGCCCACCUCGGCAGAUGCUUCAGAACGUGAAGUCACGAAUUCUGCAAGUUACUGCCCCUCUGAAUCAUGUAUCCAAACGACACCAAAGCACCCAACCCUCCCCGCCCAAAAUAAUUUUUUCCGGUAUUCAGCCCACUGGAAUACCGCAUCUCGGAAACUAUCUUGGGGCCUUGCAAAACUGGGUGCGGUUACAGGAUACAGCGGAAUCGAGUACGAAGUUAUUCUACUCGAUUGUGGAUUAUCAUGCGAUUACGAUACCGCAGAAAAGGGAAGAGCUGAAGCGGUGGAAGAAGGAGAGUUUGGCGACGCUCUUGGCAAUUGGAUUGGAUCCGGAGAGGAGUACGGUGUUUCAUCAGAGUUCUGUAGGUGCUGUGUUCUUUUUAUUCGGUAUUGUGGGAGUGACAACGUGGUGAGAGAUCAGGGUGUAAACGGAGAUUUGGUUGGAUUGGUAGUGAACGAAGCUGAUUUUGUAUGUUUGAAGGUUGCAGCACAUACGGAGUUGAUGUGGAUAUUGAGCUGCACGGCUUCGAUGGGAUAUCUGUCUCGUAUGACACAAUGGAAGAGUAAAUUAUCUCUCGAAGAUGAUGCUUCACCAUUAGAUGGUGGCAAAAAAUCGAAGCUCAAGUUGGGCUUGUUUUCGUAUCCAGUUCUGCAAGCUGCGGAUAUUUUGGUUCAUAGAGCAACCCACGUUCCUGUUGGUGAAGAUCAAACCCAACAUCUGGAAUUCGCACGUGAAUGCGCUACAAAUUUCAACCAUGCAUAUGGACCCCAUCUCAUUGCGCCCCAGACUCUCCUUUCCCCAGCAAAACGUGUUAUGUCCCUCCAAACCCCCACCCAAAAGAUGUCUAAAUCGCAUCCCUCCCCAAUCUCCAGCAUCCGCCUUACCGACUCACCCAACACCAUCACCAAAAAAAUCUCAUCUGCCCUGACUGACUCCCAGAACGCCGUUUCUUAUUCACCCUCUGAGCGUCCUGGCGUUUCUAAUCUUGUCACACUAUGGUCAUCAUUUGAUACCCAAAAUCCAAAACGAACACCUGCGCAAAUAGCCGAGGAAUGCAAAGUAAAGAAGUUUACUUUGGCAGACUUGAAGCGGGAAACUGCUAUUGCGGUGAACACGGGACUGGAGCCAAUUAGAAAGAAUUAUGAGAGACUGUUGGGGGAUGAAGGGUAUGUGGAGGAUGUUGCGAGGAAGGGAGGUGUUAAGGCGAGGGAGAAUGCGGAGAGGACUAUGGUUGAAGUUAGAGAGGCAGUGGGAUUCUAG